UGUCCGGUUGAUUUGUUUGGGGUAGCGUUUGACCGCGCCGGAUCGCCAUGCCGCUGCCACUGAGCCUGUCCACUGGAUCUCUGAGCCCGUCCAAUUCGAGGAUGAGCUUCUUCGACGUGAUGAAGUCCACAAAGCAGAAGUUCCCCUGGGAGAAGGAGGACAUGUGGGUCAUGGGCCCCAUUGGCGACUCGCUGCUCAAGAAGCUCCGUGCCAAAGGUCCCGAGGACUUCACCCUCCCGGCCGUUCCAGCGCCGCCCAUGUCGCCAUCCUCACCCUCGUCCCCAGCAGCAGCCGCUUCCCGGAGGGGCAAGUGCAAGGUCGUGGGCACCAGGUGCCGUCAGUACGAUCCCAUCAUCUUCAUCCCCCAGUCCCUUAUGGACGGCUUGGAGAUUGCCAAUGAGCUGCGGCAGGUCACGAAGCGUCUGCUGGAGGAGUGCGCGUCUGACAAAGGCAACGGGCGCCCGGAGAUCAUUCACGGCAUUGCUCCCUUCGACCUGGUCUUUGAGUUGGAGGAGCCUGUGCCCAACGGCAGUCCGGUCUUCUCCCAGCCUGCGAAGGGAGGUUUGGUCGGCAAGUUCAAGAUCCGCGAGGAGCGGUGGCACCAAGAGAUGCAGAAGGCGGCAUCCAUCAAGCCGGUGCUGAAGCGCCUCGGGAGCCUCCAGUUCCUCUGCAACGAGCUGCUUUUGCCGGAGCUUUUGGCCUGGUGUGACCAAUUCCGAGCCGUGAAGCUGCGGCGCUGCCAGGAGCUGGCCUUCGAAAAGGCGGAGGCGCGGGAGCUCUUGGGCCAGCGCCGGCGCAACGGCCAGAAGCGCAACACCGCCCAGCAGGACCAGCAGCUGAUGGAGAAGGCGGCCUUGAGGGCCAAGAAGCUCGGCGCCCUGGCCGCCAAGGCCGUAGACGAAACCAUCGAUGUGGCCAAGGAGGUGUGCAAGUGCGGGUACCAGGAGGUGUGGCACGAAAGCGCGGAUGCCCUGCUGUCUGUGGGCGAGUUCCCGGUGUUCGAGCCGCCAAAAGUCAUGGCCGCCAAAGUGACCUGCAAAGAGCAGGUGCCGAUGCCACAGACAUCCUUCAGCUUCACUGCCACAGAGUGCCCAGCGCUGAUUUCUUUGGCGCGCAGACAGGAGAAAGGAGCAGUUCUCUCGGCAGGUCGCUUGACCGUAGCUUCCUGAGGCCUCGAGAUGUCGCGCUCAAAUCAGGGCUCCAUGGUUUCCCGGGUGGUUUUCA
This is a messenger RNA of Effrenium voratum, 1224 nucleotides long. The record is from the annotation of a GenBank genome assembly. NCBI's taxonomy places the organism in Eukaryota, Dinophyceae, Suessiales, Symbiodiniaceae.